AUGGGCUCGUUUGGCACAGUAGUGAGCGGUGUUAAUCACACAGAAGCAGCUGAUGCGAUCCAACCAGAUGAUCCAUUUUCCGGACCUGUGAAAUCCAUUGCGCCGUGGAACUUUAAAGUGUUGGCAUCGUGGAUGGUCGUGAUCACGUCGCUGUCUCUGUGUGAGAACUUUCUGGUCAUGCUGGUUACCUACAGGUUUAAACAACUCAGAAAGCCGUUAAACUUUGUCAUUGUUAAUUUGUCGGUGGCAGACUUUUUCAUGUCACUGAUCGGUGGGACUUUAAGCGUUGUCACAAAUUAUCGCGGCUAUUUCUUCUUGGGGUCCUGGGCGUGCGUGCUGGAGGGAUUUGCGGUCACUUUUUUCGGUAUAGUGGGUAUGUGGUCCCUGGCUACCCUUGCAUUCGAAAGAUACUUUGUGAUCUGUCGUCCUCUGGGAAACGUCCGUCUCCGUGUUAAACAUGCAGCACUGGGACUGCUGUUUGUCUGGACAUUCUCUUUUAUCUGGACCAUCCCGCCUGUACUGGGCUGGAGCAGCUACACAGUCAGCAAGAUUGGCACCACCUGCGAACCUAACUGGUACUCUGGUGACCCGCAUGACCACACUUUCAUCAUCACAUUCUUUCUCACCUGCUUCAUCCUGCCUCUGGGUGUCAUCAUCGUGUGUUACAGCAAGUUGCUGCGAAAGCUAAGAAAGGUGUCCAAUUCACAUGGCAGAUUGGUGAAUGCCCGGAAGCCUGACCGGCAGGUGACUCAUAUGGUUGUGGUGAUGAUUGUAGCAUUCAUGGUGGCGUGGACGCCAUAUGCACUGUUCUCUAUCAUCGUUACUAUUCACCCCACCAUCUACUUAGACCCUAUACUGGCUGCUGUUCCUGCUUUUUUUGCAAAAACCGCUGCAGUCUACAACCCCAUCAUCUACGUCUUUAUGAACAAACAGUUCAGGAAGUGCCUGAUCCAGCUGCUCACCUGCAGCGACAACACCACAGUGCAGUUGAACCAGUCCACAGAACGAGCAGGCAUGACCGGUGAGAGCAACACGGGCGAGAUGUCAGCUAUAGCUGCCCAAAUCCCUGCUGCUAGCACUCCACCGAAUCCUAACGAGCAGCACAGCAACUCCUGCUCCCACAGCCAGCUGCCCAUCCCAGAAAACAAAGUGUGCCCUAUGUAACAGAGCAAGACAUGAACUCAAAAUCACAAUUACAUGUCACGAGGGAUUAUUGAACAUCUUUUCCCACCACAAUAACAGGAUUCAGUGUGUGUUACCUCUGAAGCUCAAAAGGCCCAUGAGAUCAACAGCUUUAACAAUGCCAGUACCCCUUGAAUAGCAAUAGCUCAAUUUUAGCAAUAGGUGUUGUAGCUGUUUAUUCCUCCUUUAAGUGUUACCAGUAAUAUGAAAUAUUCUUGUUUUGUCUUUUUGUACAAAAUUCAUGUCAUGUUCUAUUCGAUAACUUAUUCACGUGGCCAGUACUACAGACACAGGAUAAACAAAGCUACAUAACAUUACAUAUUACCUACCUCCAACUACUCAUCAUGAUCUGCAGUAUAAAUUGUGCAUGAUUCCAUUUUAUAACAUUGUUUUAACAAAUUGUAUUGUAAUUUAUAAGUUUAAACCAUUAAAUAAAUUACACAUA
Messenger RNA from Hemibagrus wyckioides, 1627 nucleotides. It is a transcript of the gene valopa, whose product is annotated as vertebrate ancient long opsin a. NCBI's taxonomy places the organism in Eukaryota, Metazoa, Chordata, Actinopteri, Siluriformes, Bagridae. The record is from RefSeq and is a predicted model, not a curated record. The transcript has 5 exons. Gene Ontology annotation, molecular function: G protein-coupled receptor activity. Gene Ontology annotation, cellular component: photoreceptor outer segment; membrane. Bases 1 to 1164 code for a protein of 387 amino acids. Gene Ontology annotation, biological process: G protein-coupled receptor signaling pathway; visual perception.